This is a messenger RNA of Phalaenopsis equestris, 684 nucleotides long. RefSeq names its product isoleucine--tRNA ligase, cytoplasmic-like. The transcript is spliced from 6 exons. Lineage: Eukaryota; Viridiplantae; Streptophyta; Magnoliopsida; Asparagales; Orchidaceae. Bases 98 to 670 code for a protein of 190 amino acids. The record is from RefSeq and is a predicted model, not a curated record. Gene Ontology annotation, molecular function: isoleucine-tRNA ligase activity. Gene Ontology annotation, biological process: isoleucyl-tRNA aminoacylation.
GAACCUAUAAUUUCGGAAAGAAAUAAUACUUGUGCGGUCACUUGUGCUACAGGUUCUGCGGGAAUUCCAGAGACCUGCCAACAUUACAAAGGAAGAAAUGGAUGCUGCAGGGGAUGGUGAUGUCCUUGUGAUAUUGGAUCUGCGUGCUGAUGAAUCCUUGUAUGAGGCUGGGAUUGCACGUGAGGUGAUUAAUAGGGUCCAGAAACUAAGAAAAAAGGCCGGUUUAGAACCCACUGAUUUUGUGGAGUUUUUCUACGAGUCAUUGGAUGAGGACAAAAUUGCUUUAGAAAACAUUGUGAAGUCACAGGACCAAUACAUUAGAAACACCCUGGGUUCACCUUUGCUUCAUCACACAAUGAUUUCUAAAGAUGCUGUUAUUUUCUGCCGUGAGGAAGUACAUGGAGUUUCUGGUUUUUCAUUUGCCAUCACAAUCACAAAGCCUACUUUGAUGUUUCUUUUAGAAGACAUUGUUAAAUUAUUUUCUGGAAAUAACAAGUUCGCUGAAGCUUUGUGCACUUAUCUGCUAUCUAGGGACCAUUCGAAGUUAAGAUCAGAGUUCCAGGCUGGAAAGGGCAAGGUUUAUAUGAUUUUAUUCACAUAUUCAAUUUAUUAUUAUGACGAAUCUUCUUUUGAUUUUGAUUCUGAAAAAAGCUGGACUAAGCGUUUUUGAUAAUUACCGUCAAA